This is a messenger RNA of Scheffersomyces stipitis CBS 6054, 1653 nucleotides long. It is a transcript of the gene HXK1, whose product is annotated as hexokinase 1. Gene Ontology annotation, molecular function: fructokinase activity; ATP binding; D-glucose binding. Gene Ontology annotation, biological process: glycolytic process; glucose 6-phosphate metabolic process; intracellular glucose homeostasis. Lineage: Eukaryota; Fungi; Ascomycota; Pichiomycetes; Serinales; Debaryomycetaceae. The transcript has a single exon. Gene Ontology annotation, cellular component: mitochondrion; cytosol. The coding region runs from base 1 to 1653 and encodes 550 amino acids. The record is from RefSeq and is a predicted model, not a curated record.
AUGGCUAUGAUCCACAACUCUUCCAAAGUCGCAUCACCAACAGAAGAAAGCAUAAUACUUCCUAUGAAGGGCCUUCAUGGAGAUGUCACUAUAAGUCCAACACCCAUUCUCAUAAACCAGAGCGAGGAAAGUGACUUCAUAGACGAGUUGCUGUCUUCUACUUCUACUUCCAGCGAACCUUCGCCCAACUCAUCCAUUUCCACUGAUAGCUCGUGUCUUUUAUCUUCCGUAGUAAACGAUUUUGUUUAUGAUCUCACCAGUCAGAACUUCCUCGAACAGACGGAGUUUCUUGUCGCCGACUUGAAUGAGUCGUUAUCUAGAAACUCCAAGAUAACCAUGUUGCCCAACUACAAUAUUUCUCCAACAGGACAGGAGUCAGGUGAGUUUUUGGUCAUUGACUUGGGAGGCUCCACCUUGAGAAUCGCUGUUAUCAAGAUAGACCAAGCGUCGGAUUCAGACGACGAAGACAGAUCAAAAAGAAUACACAUCUUGAUGGAGAAGAACUGGACUAUCGAUAACAGCUUCAAGACUCUCGAUCUUAACUUCUUCAAGUUCAUAGGCUCCAAGAUCCACGAGAUAUUGUGCCAUCAGGAUUUGAUUGAUAUCCGCAACAAUAUAAAGACUGGGAUCACCUGGUCGUUCCCUUUGAAGACCACAUCGUACAAUAACGGUAAGAUCGUCCAUGUCUCUAAGGGCUACACCAUUCAUCCAGAAAUCUACAACCAGGACUUGAAGUCCAUUUUAGAAUCAGUUUUACUAAACGAGUUUGAUUUACACAUUGACGUCAAAAGCAUUUUGAACGAUUCCUUGGCCGUGUACUCGGCAGGUGCCUUCAUUGAUAAGUAUACCAAGUUGGCACUUGUUUUGGGAACGGGAUUCAACAUGUGCUGCUCAUUAUCUACAUCGGACAAGAUGCAUUCUGACAAGACGUUGGAAAGCUGCGACAAGAUCUUAUUCAACACUGAACUCAGUUUGUUUGGUGAACAUUUGAUUAAGAGCAUAGCUACCAAAUAUGAUUCGUUGAUUGACGAGAGAUUCAAAACCUUUGACUUUCAUUUCAAGCCAUUCAUGUCAACUGAUCCUAAUACCCAUUCCAUUUUCCAACCUAACGAGUUGAUGACAAGUGGUAGAUACUUGCCAGAGUUGACUCGUUUGGUGUUGGUAGAUUUAGUUGAAGCUAAAGAAAUCUUUGUCAACAUAAGCCAAAAGGAGGAACUUUUAUCUUCGGCCUAUGAUGGCUUCAGUGGUGAGUUGAUGUGCUUCAUCAACGAAUCGACAAACGUUGACGCCAUUACCGAAAAAUUGUGUGCUCAAUAUGGUUGGUCUGCUUCUGAAGUCACCAUCGGAGAUGUUUUGACGUUGAAGAAGAUUGUUCAAAGUAUUGUUGAAAGAGCAGCCUUCAUUGUUUCCGUCUCGAUUGUGUCCUUCAUUAAGUUGCUCCAACAGCACAAUGAUGAUCACUUUGACUCAUCCAUCAUCAACAUUGGAUAUGUUGGCUCAGUGUUGAAGCAUUUCAAUGUCUACAGAGACUUGGUUAAACAAUAUGUUAACGAUAAUGACGAUAUUAAAAGGUUAGGAGUCCAGGUUGAUUUUAAGUUGAUUGAGAAUAGUUCAAUCAUUGGUGCUGCUAUCGGUGCAGCAUACUAUUCAUAA